Messenger RNA from Orycteropus afer afer, 1428 nucleotides. NCBI's taxonomy places the organism in Eukaryota, Metazoa, Chordata, Mammalia, Tubulidentata, Orycteropodidae. The record is from RefSeq and is a predicted model, not a curated record.
AUGUCUAGGCUGGCGCCCAUGCGGCUGUACACACUCUCCAAGCGCCACUUUGUCCUCGUGUUUGUCGUUUUCUUCCUCUGCUUUGGCCUGACCGUCUUCGUCGGGAUCAAAGGGCCCAAAGUGAUCCAGACUUCUGCAGCCAAUUUUUCGCUGAACAGUAGCAAAAAGCUAAAGCCAAUUGAGAUACUUUCAAACCCACUGUCUACGUAUAAUCAGCAGCUGUGGCUGACAUGUGUGGUGGAGUUGGAUCAGUCGAAAGAAACUUCAGUUCAGACAAGCUUUCCCCUGACUGUUAAAGUCGAUGGUGUAGCUCCAGGUGGAACCAUAAUGUUCAUUCAUAACAAAGUUCACAAUCGGACCAGGACCCUCACGUGCGCAGGGAAAUGUGCAGAAAUUAUUGUGGCUCACCUUGGCUACCUGAAUUACACACAGUACACAGUGAUUGUGGGAUUUGAACACCUGAAGCUGCCCAUCAAGGAGAUGAACUUCACAUGGAAGACUUACGACCCUGCCUUCUCCCAGUUGGAAAUCUGGUUCCGGUUUGUCUUUGUGGUGCUGACCUUCAUUGUCACCUGCCUGUUUGCUCACUCCCUGCGGAAGUUCUCCAUGAGGGACUGGGGCAUCGAGCAGAAGUGGAUGUCUGUCCUGCUGCCCCUGCUGCUGCUGUACAACGAUCCGUUUUUCCCCCUGUCCUUCCUGGUGAACAGCUGGGUCCCGGGCAUGCUGGACGACUUGUUCCAGUCACUGUUCCUGUGUGCCCUGCUGCUCUUCUGGCUCUGCGUGUACCACGGCAUCCGUGUGCAGGGAGAAAGAAAGUGUUUAACUUUCUAUUUGCCUAAGUUCUUCAUUGUUGGACUCUUGUGGUUGGCUUCGGUGACACUCGGGAUAUGGCAAACAGUUAAUGAGUUACAUGAUCCAAUGUACCAGUAUCGCGUUGACACAGGAAAUUUUCAGGGAAUGAAGGCAUUCUUCAUGGUGGUGGCGGCUGUGUACAUCCUGUACCUCCUGUUCUUGAUCGUGCGGGCGUGUUCCGAGCUACGCCACAUGCCUUACGUAGAUCUCAGGUUAAAAUUUUUGACGGCCUUGACCUUUGUAGUACUUGUCAUUAGCAUCGUCAUCCUUUAUUUAAGGUUCGGAGCACAGGUGUUACAAGACAACUUUGUGGCUGAACUGUCCACACAUUACCAGAACUCAGCUGAAUUCUUGUCUUUCUAUGGCUUGUUGAACUUCUAUCUGUACACUUUGGCCUUUGUGUAUUCUCCAUCCAGGAACGCUCUGUACGAGUCCCAGUUGAAGGACAACCCUGCCUUCUCCAUGCUGAACGACUCCGACGAUGAUGUCAUCUAUGGGAGCGACUAUGAAGAGAUGCCUCUGCAGAACGGCCAGGCCAUUCGGGCCAAGUACAAGGAAGAGUCAGACAGCGACUGA